Rhizopus microsporus ATCC 52813 is the source of this 1326-nucleotide messenger RNA. Its product is annotated as Six-hairpin glycosidase. NCBI's taxonomy places the organism in Eukaryota, Fungi, Mucoromycota, Mucoromycetes, Mucorales, Rhizopodaceae. Gene Ontology annotation, molecular function: hydrolase activity, hydrolyzing O-glycosyl compounds. The record is from RefSeq and is a predicted model, not a curated record. The transcript is spliced from 6 exons. The coding region runs from base 145 to 1215 and encodes 356 amino acids. Gene Ontology annotation, biological process: carbohydrate metabolic process.
CCCGGCAGGCUUAUCUAUGACACUAAUCACAGCUGUGACCAGAAAAUUCAAAUGCUCUGAAUGGAAAAUUAAACCGCGCUUAAUUUAAGUUCCAAUAUAAAAGAGGAAGCACUUCUUUUCUUCUUUAUUUCAUAACAAAAUAAAAUGGGAAAAAGCGUUGAAGAAGCUUAUGCUAAAUGGAGAUCCAAGUACUUGAGGGCCUAUGGAGACGGUUACUAUGUUUACUAUAAAGAACCCAGCGAAGGUGUCCCCGAGGUGACAUGCUCAGAGGCACACGGCUACGGCAUGCUUAUUUCCGUAUUAAAGCGUAACCAAGCAGACUUUGAUGGAAUGUAUAGAUACUUUAGUCAUUGGAAAAAUCGUAACGGACUGAUGCAAUGGCAGCAAAAGACGGGACACAAUGGACAAUUUGUCCCAGGAGAUGAAGGCGGAGAGAAUUGUGCAACCGAUGGCGACGUUGAUAUUGCAACAUCACUUUUCUUGGCAGCUAAAGUAUGGGGACGAGGUGGAGCACAUGGAGAGAUUGAUUAUAGAUCAUCUGCUGUUCAAUUAUGUCGCUCCAUAUGGGAACAUUGCUUCAAUCACAAGACAUAUAUGCCUUUGGUGGGUGACUGGGCCGAUCCUGGGGAUGAAGCAUUUGCAUUGACAAGACCCAGUGACUUUAUUCUUAGUGGAUACUUGAUAUUUUACCAUGAAGAUACAGAACGUCAGCAUAUAUGGGGAAAUGUCAUUAAUGCCAUCAUCAACACAUGUCAUAUCCAGCUCACUCUUCAUCCACAGACAGGCCUCAUUGCUGAUUUCUUAAGCCUCGAUCAUCGAUCAGGAACCUAUCAACCAGUUCACAAAAAGGUGCUCGAGAGCAAGCAUGACCCAGACUAUAAUUGGAACUCAUGUCGUGUGCCAUGGCGCUUAGGUCACUAUUACAUGCUGUCUAAGGAUCAACGCCUUCGACAGCUGCUCGACACAGAGGCUAACUUUUUCGCACAUCAGCUGGCAAGAGGAGAGAUCAAGGCAGGUUAUCAUCUGGACGGCAAGCCUUUCGUCGAUUACAGUGACAUGGCCUUUAAUGCACCUGUAAGCUUUUUGUUUUGGGUGUUGGACCGACACCAGGAGCUGCAGCAAGUGAUGAAGUAUAUAGAUGAGGAUCAUGAAGGAACGUACUUUGGCGAAACUAUCGCUAUGCUUGGAUUUCUGCAAGCUCACGUGCCUUAUUAAACUUUCUUUCUUCUUUUUCUGUCCUUAUUUUGGACAUCCACUCUCUAUCCAUAACACAUGUAAUAAUAUAUCAUAAAUAAAUAUAUACUUUCUAUAUUUACAUAUCUUCUU